GGUGAUGGCUGAGUCCCUGUGAACGGGAAGCAUGUGCCCAGGCCGACAUCCCACAUAUAAGAGGGCCAGCGGGUCCCUGCCCACAAGUCUGGGUGGAGUCUAAUAAUUAGCACCUCCCUGGGCUAUAGCUGGUAAAACUGAAGCCCAGAUGGAGACAUGUGGUCCCCCCGCCAACCCGCCCCUGGAGACCAGGGUAGGACCCCACUCACCACAGAUGGAGCCAGUCGCCACGAGGUAGCCAGCCCAGCUGUAGCCCCGCUGGUAGAAGGCGUCGGCGAGCGCGGAGUUAGGGUUCAGACUGUGCCAGGGGAUCAUGAGGGUGAGCACAGCAGAGACCAGGAUGUAGGCAGCGGCCGCCAGCCCGAGCGACAGGGCGAUGGCCAGGGGCACGGCGCGCUUCGGGUCCCGGGCCUCCUCGCUGGAGGCGGCAAUGACGUCGAAGCCCACAAAGGCGUAGAAACAGGUCGCCGUGCCAGACAUGACGCCAGAGAAGCCGAAGGGCGCAAAGCCGCCCUCCGCCUCACCCCAGUUGCUGGGCCGGGCGAGGAUGAAGCCCAGCACAAUGAUGAAGAGGAUGACAAUCAUGCUGACGGCCGACAGGGUGUGGUUGAGCCAGGAAGAGACGCGGGCCCCGCAGGAGACGAAGGCGGAGGCCAGAAGGAUGAUGCCGGCAGCCAGCCAGUCUGGACUUCUGGCCAGGAAGGGCACCUGCCAGACACCCAGGUGGGUCUCGGUGAAGUUCUGGAUACGGUGGUCGAACAUGGCGUCCAGGUAGCCGCUCCAGGCGCGGGCCACGGCGGCACUGGCGAUGACGUACUCGAGCACGAGAUUCCAGCCGAUGAGGAAGGCCCACAGCUCGCCCAUGGACACGUAGGUGAACAGGUAGGCAGAGCCCGUGCGGGGCACACGGGCCCCGAACUCCGCAUAGCACAGGGCCGCCAUCAGGGAGGCCACGGCGGCCACGACGAAGGACACGAUCACGGCAGGGCCCGUGAUCUCCUUGGCCACGAUGCCUGUGAGCACAUAGAGGCCGGAGCCCACCAUGGAGCCCACCCCCAGCAGGGUCAAGUCCAGCGCGGACAGGCAGCGCUGCAGCGACGUCUCCAUGGUGCUGUCCUCCAGCGGCUUCUGCCGCUUCAGCUUCUGGCAGAAGCGUGCCAGGCCGGCAGCGCAGGGCCGUCCCGGAGCCAUCGUGGGCAGAGAGGAGCAGAGAGGAGCCCGGAGCCAGCUGCAGGCACCUACCAGGGCCAGAGAGGAGUGACGGGCUGCCCUGCCGGCAGUGUGAUUGCAGCCUGGGUCCCAAGUGCCCUCAACAGUGGGCUCCCAGAGGGCUGGGCUGGGCUGGGUGGGAGGGCCGUCUGCCUCCAGGGCAGGGCAGGGAACCAAGUGGAGCUGAAUCUGGGAGUGUUGUGGUGGGGGUGGGGCGGGGGUGGCAGCCCCAGGGAGCCAGACUGGGAGCCCAGCCUCCGGACCUGGGAACCCAGAGCCAGGUGGAAACCCGAGGCUUCCUGGGAGCUGGGCCAGGCCUCCAGCACCCGGAACAGGCGCUGGGCGUCUCCCGGGCUGCCACCUGGCCUCAGACGCCGGAUCCCCCUCCUCCGCCCCGCAGGCCCGAGGAGCCGCGCAGCGGCCCAAACGAGCCGGGGAUCCCAGGCUCCUGGCUGCGCCCUCGACCCCGACUCGCCGCCGCCGCCCCUGGAGCCAGCCUCACCGCCCACUCCUCAGCGCGAGUGCAUCUCCAUCCACGUGGGGCAGGCGGGCGUCCAGAUCGGCAACGCCUGCUGGGAGCUGUACUGCCUGGAGCAUGGCAUUCAGCCCGACGGCCAGAUGCCCAGCGACAAGACCAUCGGCGGCGGGGAUGACUCCUUCAACACGUUCUUCAGCGAGACCGGGGCCGGCAAGCACGUGCCCAGGGCCGUGUUCGUGGACCUGGAGCCCACCGUGGUCGAUGAGGUGCGCACGGGGACCUACAGGCAGCUCUUCCACCCGGAGCAGCUGAUCACCGGGAAGGAAGACGCGGCCAACAACUAUGCCCGUGGCCACUACACCAUCGGCAAGGAGAUCGUCGACCUGGUCCUGGACCGCAUCCGCAAACUGGCGGACCUGUGCACGGGGCUGCAGGGCUUCCUCAUCUUCCACAGCUUCGGGGGCGGCACCGGCUCGGGCUUCGCGUCGCUGCUCAUGGAGCGGCUCUCGGUGGACUACGGCAAGAAGUCCAAGCUGGAGUUCGCCAUCUACCCAGCGCCCCAGGUCUCCACGGCCGUGGUGGAGCCCUACAACUCCAUCCUGACCACGCACACGACCCUGGAGCACUCGGACUGCGCCUUCAUGGUGGACAACGAGGCCAUCUACGACAUCUGCCGGCGCAACCUGGACAUCGAGCGGCCCACGUACACCAACCUCAACCGGCUCAUCGGGCAGAUCGUGUCCUCCAUCACGGCCUCCCUGCGCUUCGACGGCGCCCUCAACGUGGACCUGACCGAGUUCCAGACCAACCUGGUACCCUACCCCCGCAUCCACUUCCCCCUGGCCACGUACGCCCCGGUCAUCUCGGCCGAGAAGGCCUACCACGAGCAGCUGUCCGUGGCCGAGAUCACCAACGCCUGCUUCGAGCCGGCCAACCAGAUGGUCAAGUGUGACCCUCGCCACGGCAAGUACAUGGCCUGCUGCAUGCUGUACCGGGGGGACGUGGUCCCCAAAGACGUCAACGCGGCCAUCGCCACCAUCAAGACCAAGCGCACCAUCCAGUUUGUGGACUGGUGCCCGACCGGGUUCAAGGUGGGCAUCAACUACCAGCCCCCCACGGUGGUCCCGGGGGGAGACCUGGCCAAGGUGCAGCGGGCCGUGUGCAUGCUGAGCAACACCACGGCCAUCGCCGAGGCCUGGGCCCGCCUGGACCACAAGUUCGACCUCAUGUACGCCAAGCGCGCCUUCGUGCACUGGUACGUGGGGGAGGGCAUGGAGGAGGGCGAGUUCUCGGAGGCCCGGGAAGACCUGGCGGCGCUGGAGAAGGAUUACGAGGAGGUGGGCGUGGACUCGGUGGAGGCGGAGGCCGAGGAAGGGGAGGAGUACUGAAGGGGGCGCAGCCGCAGCCCCACACCGGGUCCCCCGAGGGACCCGUCACAGAAAUGUUUCCCUAUUAAAAGUUUUUUCAGUUAAA
This is a messenger RNA of Bubalus bubalis (water buffalo), 3160 nucleotides long. Its product is annotated as tubulin alpha-3 chain. The transcript has 5 exons. The coding region runs from base 157 to 3075 and encodes 972 amino acids. Gene Ontology annotation, cellular component: cytoplasm; microtubule. The record is from RefSeq and is a predicted model, not a curated record. Gene Ontology annotation, molecular function: GTP binding; structural constituent of cytoskeleton. Gene Ontology annotation, biological process: mitotic cell cycle; microtubule cytoskeleton organization. Lineage: Eukaryota; Metazoa; Chordata; Mammalia; Artiodactyla; Bovidae.